AUGGAUCUGUAUCAAAUGAUAGGCUUUGGCACAUACCAGUUGGAUCUGAGUGCUUCUGAACAGCUCGGUUGGAGAUCACUGCCAUUUGACCAACCCGUCGACGAGGACGACAACCUCACUGGCUUGGCAUUUGGUCUAAUCCCUUCUGGAGCUCAGGCACAUAACCCGGCUGACGUGCUCAGCUAUAAUUGGGCCUUCCGGCCUGUCGACGUCUGCGUCAUUAAGAAAGCGUUAUGGUGUUGGGACGGUCGCGUCACCUACCCAGCCGUUUUGCGACGAGGAUCCGAAGAAAUCAAGCUGCAGGCCUGUGCCUUGCAACAACGCGAAGACAUUUUGGGUGAUCACCUUCGUUUGGCCCAGAUGUAUGCCCACGCGGAACGCUUGCUUGAGCGCUUCAAGGUGUUUGUUUUGUUAAACGCUCGUUUAACCAUUGGACAACAAGAGGACCUCCAUAAACUGCGUAUUGUGAAAAAUAUAGUUGUGCGUGAGGGUAAGAGCAGAGACAGACCCGAUGACUCCAAUGUCCCCCGCUGGUACAGUCUGCGAGAACCAGUCGACCGACCAGAAUACCUCACUUCGGAUUCAUUGUUCGCUCCAAAGUAUCGCGCAGGAGGUGACCUUGCAAGCAUUGCGGCGCUCCUUGUGUGCUUCACCCACUGGUCUUAUGAAUAUCACCAGCGACACGCUUUGAUCACAGGGUUCCGUGGGUCCGCAGGCGUCAUCACAGAUCUAACCAUGGAGGAUAACGAGCGUCCUUGGUUCCUUGGAAAUCCUUCGACUGCUGGUUUGCAGCUUUUCACAGCCACCCAUAUAUGUGACAGCGUGUGGUGUCACGGUGUGGGAUUCAAACGACCACCCCCUUAUUACGCAAUGGAAUAA
Molecule: messenger RNA, 879 nt
Organism: Melampsora larici-populina 98AG31
Lineage: Eukaryota; Fungi; Basidiomycota; Pucciniomycetes; Pucciniales; Melampsoraceae
Exons: 4
Coding region: 1-879 (292 amino acids)
Biological process (GO): protein phosphorylation
Molecular function (GO): ATP binding; protein serine/threonine kinase activity
Source: RefSeq, a predicted model, not a curated record